GGGCGACCAGCAGUUUGUCCAGAUAGCUGCACUAGUUAUGACCCAAUCGACUGGUUCACCUUCCGUGAUGUUCCACAAAUUACUCAGUGCAAUGAGACUAUGUUACUUGAUUUCAAUAUUUUCAAUGACCUGAAAGACACCAAUGUGCAUAACUCCCUCCAUGUCUGCUGUUCUGGUGGUCUCGACAAACUGCAAAACUCGUCGACUGUCAAACUCACAUCCACGGAUCUAACCAAUAGAGACGUUACAUAUCAGAUCGCUGCUAGGGGCCCCAGUCCUUCUGCAUCUGGAGAAAGCAAUUAUCCUAAACUUCUGGAUGCUUUGCGAUCCUAUUUGACUGGAUACACACAGAAACAGGAGAUCUUUGGAUAUACCGAUCAGGUGGCCGCUGGAGUUUAUCUGGGUGGUAGUGUCCAGCAGGUGUCAAAUGUCGAAUUUGCCAUUGAAACAUUGAGCAAUUUUCUUACCGACGCCAGCUACAGCAUUGCUGCUAUUCAAUACUGCGGAUCCAACGCCAACGAAACAAUCGGUGUGGCACUUGACCUUAAUGGUGACAUUCCAACUAUACAAAAAUAUGUUCAAAGCUGGCAUGCCGGAAAAUGUGGGUCCGGCUUUGAUAAGAAUAUAACCGGCAGCGCCUCACUAGCCUUCCAGGGCCGUCACAGCGAGGGAAACGGAACACAUUCAACACAUUUCCGAGUCUCACGUGGCUCUCACGGGCAUCGUGUAACUCACUUUCACCAACGCAAAGAUGCUACAUGCACAUACAGACAAGUGGUGUCCGGGGAUACUUGUGAUCAAUUGAUCUCAGACUGCGGUAUUACCUCCACAGAGUUUUACGACUACAAUACUGCAUCGGAUCUUUGUACAGGACUCAUUCCCGGCCAAUAUGUCUGCUGUUCAUCGGGCUCAUUGCCAGAUUUCUCACCAUCCGCGUAUUCGAAUGGCACCUGCUACACAUACAGUGUACAGUCCGGGGACAGUUGUUCUAGCCUUGCAAGCACAUACAGUCUCACGGAAGCCAAAAUCGAGUCAUACAACAAUGAAACAUGGGCCUGGUACGGAUGCGGAAACCUGCAGGCCGGCCAGAACAUCUGUUUGUCUACAGGCAACCCUCCUUAUCCCCUGCCGAUUGCCAACGCAGAGUGCGGACCUCAGGUUGCGGGAACUAUUUUUAAUAGCACCAAAUCGACCGACUGGGAGAGCUACAACCCAUGUCCAUUAAAUGCCUGUUGUGACGCCUUUGGCCAGUGCGGUAUCACACCAGUUUACUGUAAUCGCACCUUUGCCGAGAACAAGAAUCCUGGGACCGCUGCGAAUGGAUCCAAUGGAUGCCUUUCGAAUUGCGGAACCACGAUCACAAAUUGGGCAGUUCCUCCUUCAAGCUUCUCCAAGGUGGGCUACUACGAGCCCAGCAGUAUGGAUCGAUCCUGCCUGCAGAUGAGCCCGCUCUCAAUUGACACGUCAGUAUUGACUCAUGUUUAUUAUGCCUUUGGAAACAUUUCUUCCGACUUUUCCAUCAAUGUGAAUGGAUAUGAACAAGAGUUUUCAGAAUUCAUGGAGCUGAAAAAUGUCAAGCGUGUUAUGUCCUUUGGCGGUUGGGAUUUCUCGACGAGCCCAGAUACCUAUAUGAUCUUCCGCCAGGGAACUGCUGCAACCUACCGAUCUACAUUGGUGGAAAAUCUGGUCAACUAUGUUUCGGAAACGGGCCUGGAUGGUAUCGACAUUGAUUGGGAGUAUCCAGGCGAGCCAGAUAUCGCAGGUAUUCCUGCCGGAAGCGACGACGAAGGAGAGAACUAUCUUGCUUUCCUCAAAGCACUCAGAGAAGCUCUUCCUGAUGGCAAGAUCUUAUCAAUUACAGCACCAUCUUCUUACUGGUAUCUCCAGGCCUUCCCCAUUGCUGCGAUGGCAGAUGUCGUGGACUUUAUCAAUUAUAUGACAUAUGAUUUGCACGGAACUUGGGAUGAGAAGAGUACUUGGGCCGAUAACGGAUGUACGGCCGGUGAUUGCCUUUUCUCACAUGUUAACAUGACCGAAACUGAAUGGGCCCUGGCCAUGUUGACCAAGGCUGGAAUUGGCACUAGCCAAAUCAUGGUGGGGGUGGCUAGCUAUGGUCGUUCUUUCGAGAUGUCUGAGGCAGGCUGCUAUAACUCUAGCUGUACCUGGACUGGUGCGGGAGAGGCUGGAGAGUGCACCAAUACUGCUGGAUACAUUUCCAAUGCAGAGAUCAACCUGAUCCUGCAAACCAACGACAACUCUCAGGCUUACUCGGAUGGAAAUGUGACGGAUUUCAUCGUUUAUAAUGACACCCAAUGGGUUGGCUACAUGACCAAUGAGACCAAGACCAAGCGCACAUCCUGGUACGAGGGCUACAAUUUCGGUGGUACCGCCGAGUGGGCCAUUGACCUC
Messenger RNA from Aspergillus vadensis CBS 113365, 2409 nucleotides. Its product is annotated as glycoside hydrolase. The annotation marks the transcript as partial. Gene Ontology annotation, molecular function: hydrolase activity, hydrolyzing O-glycosyl compounds; chitin binding. The record is from RefSeq and is a predicted model, not a curated record. Gene Ontology annotation, biological process: carbohydrate metabolic process. NCBI's taxonomy places the organism in Eukaryota, Fungi, Ascomycota, Eurotiomycetes, Eurotiales, Aspergillaceae. The transcript has a single exon.